AUGAACACAAAACUCAAGGACCUUUCGCUGCUGGACGCCUCGGACUUCCUAAAGGCGCCCGGCAGUCUCGAUACAUCGGACAACGAGUCGUUUGACGUUAUGGACCCAGGCUCAGGAAUGCCGAUAUGCUGCUUGAAGGCGUCCAACCUCAAGGACGUCGAGCAGGCCAUCCAGGCGGCAAGCCAAGCUUUUGCUGCAUACUCUGCUAUUCCAGCCAGGGAGCGAGCCAUGAUGCUGCUCAACUUUGAUCGCCUCGUUCGCGACAACCUCGAUGAUCUUGCAUGGAUUCUCGUCUACGAGACAGGCAAGCCUUUCGAAGAAGCGAGAGGAGAGGUGCAGUACGCGCUCACUUUCAGCUGGUGGUACGUCGGCGAGACGGAGCGAGUGCAGGGCCAAGUGAUCAAGAGCGCCACCAACCCCUCGCUGCGGUUCUUAAGCGUGCUUCAACCUAUUGGACCGGUGGCCAUCUUGACACCGUGGAACUUUCCUGUUGCGCUCUUCGUCCGCAAAGCUGUCAGCGCCCUUGCUGCCGGGUGCACCAUUGUUGCAAAACCAUCGCCCGAAACGCCUCUCUCAACACUAGCCGUCGCCAAUCUGUUGCGACGUGCUGGAUUCCCCGCUGGUUCAGUCAACAUUGUGCUCGCAUCUUAUCGCAACACUCCUGCGAUCGGUCAGGCGCUCUGCACCGACACGCGCAUCAAGAAGCUCAGCUUUACGGGCAGCACGCGCGUGGGUCGACUGCUGAUGCAGCAAUGCGCGCCCAGCCUUAAGAAGAUGACGCUUGAGCUGGGCGGAUUGGGCGCCUACCUGGUGUUUGAGGAUGCCGACGUCGAAGCAGCAGCCACAGCCCUUGUCGCCAACAAAUUGAGGCACGCCGGUCAGACGUGUAUCUCGGCGCAGAGGACAUUUGUUCACGAGUCUGUCCUCGAUCGGCUGCUAAAAAGCGUCGCCGAACAGCUGGACCGCGUGACGAUCGGACACGGUGCCGCUACAUCCACCACACUCGGACCGUUGCAGACUGAGCGCAGCCAGCAAAAGGCCCGCGAGCAUGUUCAAGAUGCUAAAGCCAAAGGUGCCACCGUCUACGUUUCGAAAGCCGCGGUGCCAAGCUCCGGCUACUUUGUCGCACCGACUCUGAUCGCAGGCUGCACCAAGGACAUGCUCGUGUUUCAGGAGGAGUCCUUUGCUCCGAUCAUCAGCGUAGCCAGCUUCAGCACCGAGCAGGAGGCGGUCGAGCUGGCCAACGACACCGAUAUGGGCCUCACGUCGUACGUUUUCACCAAGGACUCGGCGCGGCUGUGGCGCAUGUUUGAGCAGCUUAAGGCGGGCAAUGUCGGUCUCAACGUCGGUGGUAGCACCACGGCGGCCGAAAUUCCGUUUGGCGGCGUCGAUCAGUCAGGCUUUGGCAAGGAGGCCGGCAUCGGCGCUGGACUCAAGGAGUACAUGAUCGAAAAGUCGGCCACCAUGUCGAUAGCUUGA
This is a messenger RNA of Sporisorium graminicola, 1479 nucleotides long. RefSeq lists its product as uncharacterized. Lineage: Eukaryota; Fungi; Basidiomycota; Ustilaginomycetes; Ustilaginales; Ustilaginaceae. The transcript has 2 exons. The record is from RefSeq and is a predicted model, not a curated record. Gene Ontology annotation, molecular function: succinate-semialdehyde dehydrogenase (NAD+) activity. The coding region runs from base 1 to 1479 and encodes 492 amino acids.